AUGGAGUACGUAGUAAACUUAAGAGAAUCACACCGAUCGCUUCAAAACAGUAAGGACAACCCGCAAGUCAAGUUGAAUGACGUUGUUCUAAUUCAUGAAGAGAAAGUACCGAAGUCGCUUUGGAAAAUCGGUAAAGUUAUCAAUCUUUAUAAAGGACGUGAUGGACAAAUUCGAGGAGCUUUAGUUAAAACCCAGACCUCAGAGUUGAAGAGACCUGUGAACAAAUUAUAUUCUGUCGAUUGUUUACGUGAACACGAAAACAAAGUCGAUGUUGAGGUACGACCUCAAAGAAAUGCGAAAGUCAUAGGAAAGUCAUAA
Hydractinia symbiolongicarpus is the source of this 318-nucleotide messenger RNA. RefSeq lists its product as uncharacterized. NCBI's taxonomy places the organism in Eukaryota, Metazoa, Cnidaria, Hydrozoa, Anthoathecata, Hydractiniidae. The transcript has a single exon. The record is from RefSeq and is a predicted model, not a curated record. Bases 1 to 318 code for a protein of 105 amino acids.